UAGGUUAAAUAUAACAGAAGGAGCUGUCGGACAAUUGUUGGGCGAGGAUCCCUCGAAGUAGCGAGCGCUUGGGCGUGCUCAUAGAGCACGAAAGCCGCUGAGCUCAACUUAGGGGGGCCUCAACCAAAUGGUUUCGUGCCCAGGCACCUCCUCAAUCAUGCUGUCCCCAAGGCCAAGCAAAGCCGGUGGACUUCGGGGCGUAUCAAAACUUUCGGGAUACCAACCUGCGGCUAAAGCAAAGAAGGUUCAGCGUGCGCUUUGCACAAUUUUUGAGGAAAACGCGCUUGGGUCCUCGCCAUUUUAUCCCAUAAAGGGAUGGCUUGCUUCCCCAGGCGCCCAGCCACAGCAAAGCAACAACGCUAUUAACCCUGCGCUUGGACGGGUCCGCAUGCAGGAAUAUCGGGAUACGCCAGCACUUCGGAAAGCUACUCCAGUAAAGGACAAGCGCAUGGCAAUGCGCGCCAGGUUCGGCAGGCACCGGCUGCAGGGUGACUUGGACGCACUGGCCGAUGAGCUCGGUACCUGCCAGCUUAAGUCUGCACUCAAGCCGGCCCCACCUCAGCACGGGCUCGUACACGGUCUGUCACGUGUUGAGCCCCUGACCAUGAGCAUGGCGCAAGAUGACUAAAUGCGGGUGCGUUUCCCGGUAUACCGGCGUGAUAGUGUUUGUGCGCGCCCGAGCAGUCAACACUGCGGCCAGGCCGGCCGUGAAGAUUUGAUUUGUUGACGGCUGAGGUUGGGAGCUAGGGACAAGUGUACUUGUACGACAGUGUCUAGGGGUGCCGUCUUGGGCUGCAGGUGGUUGUUGUGGUGCACUUCUUUUGGUCACGAUUCAGGGGGAUGUAUUCCAUGUAGGUUGGGCAUUGCGAUCAAGGGCAGGAAGGGUUUACAAGCUAACAGGACAUCACAGACAGGGCAGUAUCACACAGGGUGUAGGGGCUUUUUCACUCAUCAUAACCGGUUCCCGG
Molecule: messenger RNA, 968 nt
Organism: Astrephomene gubernaculifera
Lineage: Eukaryota; Viridiplantae; Chlorophyta; Chlorophyceae; Chlamydomonadales; Astrephomenaceae
Source: the annotation of a GenBank genome assembly